AUGUUUAGUACACCGAAAUCUUUACAACGUCGAACCGGUCGUUUUGGUGUUGGACGCUCAGAAUAUUUAAAACAAUUAUUAAAUGAAUAUGAAAAUCAGUUAACCAAUAGUGAAUGUAAACUUCAAUUACUUGCGAAUUUAGCUAAUUUUUCCUAUGAUCCAAUUAAUUAUGAUUAUUUACGAGAAUUAAAUAUAAUCGAUUUAUUUCUUGAUUGCUUAAAAAUGCAUACAGAUGAUGAUUACGUUCAUUAUGCAUUAGCUGGUUUAUGUAACAUGAGUGCAGAUAAAAUUAAUUGUAAAUUAAUUAUUGAGAAAAAUCCAACAAUAUUAAUUUGUUUGGUAAAAUGUUUCUUUUCAACUCGACUUGAUAUUGUACUUAAUUCGAUGGUAACGUUAAUGUUUUUAUGUAAUCAUGAUGAACAAGAAAAAAAUGAAUUAAUACAACGAAAUGAAAUUCGCGAAUGUUUAGAGAAAUAUUCACAAUCAAAAGAUGUUAGAUUAUCGAAUAUGGCGAAAUUGUUUUUACAAGAUUGUUUUCCGUGA
This is a messenger RNA of Rotaria socialis, 543 nucleotides long. NCBI's taxonomy places the organism in Eukaryota, Metazoa, Rotifera, Eurotatoria, Philodinida, Philodinidae. The record is from the annotation of a GenBank genome assembly.